AUGGACGGUGAUCCAGCAGUCGAGUCUGAGCUCGACUCCUUCAGCUUGAACUUUCCCUUACCGUAUCGUGUCGCCUUCAUCGUCGUUCUCGCUGCCUGGGGAUGGGGUGCCAACUUGCACUACCUUUACUCUCUCAAGAUAGAUGUGCCGACGUUGAUUCGAUAUCCAGGGCGCACCUCGCCUCAUCAGCCGCCGCAUCAUCUCUCGACUUAUCGACUAGCAACCGUCCUUUCCACUGUCUACGCCUUCUCCCUCGUGAUCUUCUGGAUCUUCACCCACCGAAACCCAGCGUUGGUGCUGGCCUGGGACUGGCUGCCAUUGACCUACCUCGUCGCCCUGCUCGCCCUGUUCCUCUUUCCCUUCAAGAACUUGUCAACGACCGGGCGCUCUCGAUUCUUGCACACAUUGAAGCGGGUAUCCAUUGGCGGGAUAGCAGAAGCCAAGGAUGGGAAGUUUGGCGAUAUCCUGCUGGCUGAUGUGUUGACGAGCUAUGCCAAAGUAUUUGGUGACUUGUAUGUCGCGCUGUGCAUGUUUUGCAGUACCAAUGGUUCCGCGACCGCCAGGCCUGACCGUAAUUGCGGCGGCACCGUCAUCGUGCCACUCAUCAUGGCGACACCCUCGCUCAUCCGGCUGCGCCAGUGCCUGAUCGAGUACGGCCGCGUGCGGCGCGCGCCGUCCAAGGAAUCUGGUUGGGGUGGACAGCACCUGGCCAACGCGCUCAAGUAUUCGACUGCUUUUCCCGUUAUCAUCUUCAGCACCUUGCAGAGAAACUGGUCACCUUCCGCAGGGAUGUACAGAGCCUGGGUUGUCGCCUGUAUGGUGAAUAGCUUCUACAGCUUUUACUGGGAUGUGACCAAGGAUUGGGAUUUGACAUUGUUCAGCUCUUCGCGAGAGCGCAAUGCGCACGACCACCCCUUUGGCCUCAGGCGGAUAUUGUACAUAGGCCCACCGGCUAUAUACUACGGUGUCAUUAUGUUGGACCUGCUGCUCAGGUUUACGUGGAGUUUGAAGUUGAGCCCGCAUCUGGAUCACUUGACCGACUUUGAAAGCUCCAUUUUCGUCAUUGAGUUCUUGGAGGUGUUCAGGCGGUGGGUCUGGAUCUUCUUCCGAAUCGAGACCGAGUGGAUUAGGAAUCAGAACAUGGGGCUUGGCGUGGAUGAUAUACUUCUGGGUGAUUACUAUAGAGACGAGGAAGAUGACUAG
Molecule: messenger RNA, 1203 nt
Organism: Pseudomassariella vexata
Lineage: Eukaryota; Fungi; Ascomycota; Sordariomycetes; Amphisphaeriales; Pseudomassariaceae
Product: EXS family-domain-containing protein
Exons: 2
Coding region: 1-1203 (400 amino acids)
Cellular component (GO): cytoplasm; membrane
Source: RefSeq, a predicted model, not a curated record